Messenger RNA from Macrobrachium nipponense, 402 nucleotides. Its product is annotated as platelet glycoprotein Ib alpha chain-like. The record is from RefSeq and is a predicted model, not a curated record. The coding region runs from base 1 to 402 and encodes 133 amino acids. NCBI's taxonomy places the organism in Eukaryota, Metazoa, Arthropoda, Malacostraca, Decapoda, Palaemonidae. The transcript has a single exon.
AUGUACCUUGUUGGGAACACUUUAUUGGUAAUAGUAACAUCUUUACCUAUGGAAAUGGUGGAGCCACCAUCACCUCCAGCUGGGGUGGAGCCGUUGAUACUUCCAACUGGGAUGGAGGCGUCAUUACCUCCUGGUGGUGUUGAGCUAUUGUCACCUCCAGCUGGGGUGGAGGCGUCAUUACCUCCUGCUGGUGUUGAGCCGUCGUCACCUCCAGCUGGGGUGGAGCCGUCAUUACCUCCUGCUGGUGUUGAGCCAUUGUCACCUCCAGCUGUGGUGGAGCCGUCAUUACCUCCUGCUGGUGAUGAGCCAUCGUCACCUCCAGCUGGGGUGGAGCCGUCAUUACCUCUGCUGGUGAGCAUUCGUCACCUCCACUGUGGAGCCGUCAUUACCUCCUGUGGUUGA